Messenger RNA from Drosophila innubila, 504 nucleotides. RefSeq lists its product as uncharacterized. Bases 1 to 504 code for a protein of 167 amino acids. Lineage: Eukaryota; Metazoa; Arthropoda; Insecta; Diptera; Drosophilidae. The record is from RefSeq and is a predicted model, not a curated record. The transcript is spliced from 2 exons.
AUGGAACUGUUACGGCAUUGCUUCUUUUCCCUUCUGUUAACCAUCAGCUGCGCGCUGGCCGAAUAUAUGAUACUUGUGGAUCAGUUUAAUUUUGUGCCCGAGGAUCGUAAGCUAAUCAUUUCCCAGAGCUCCUUUGUUGAGCAGGACGCAAAUCGAAGCUAUCUGUCUGGGCAUUUGGUAUUCAGUAGAUCACUAAAUGAUAUUAAAUUAUUUACCUCGAUGGAUAUAGCACGGCCAAACUUUCCACGAGUACGCCUUUUCGACAAAAAACUGGAUGUAUGUUCGUUUUUUACCAACGACUAUCGAAGCAAGUUUGUUCGACAGAUUUACAACAAUUACAUAUCAUAUCUCAAUGUGGUCCCUUCUUGUCCCCUUAAAGCACACUUUAAUUAUAGCCUUCAUCGUGGCUACGUGGAUGAUCGUUAUCUUCCCGAUUUUCUACCCGACUGCAGCUUCUUUAUAAAGUUCGAGUUUUUGUACAAGUCGAAUCAGUGGCCCACAUGA